CCGGCAUAGUUACCUGCGACCUCUCUCGUGUUCCUCUCUGACCUGCCUCGUCCUGCUGUCCAGUGAUAUAGUCUCAGUAUGAUUGUGUUGGCCUUGAUCGCGAUGGCUGCUGGCGUGUGCGUGGGAGCUCCGCAAGGCGCUUUCAACAUUCCUGUACCCGGCGUUCCUUCAGGUCUUUACGGUCUGCCCAACGCCGGCGGGGCCUCCUCCAGUGGGUCCACCUCGUCGGAACAAGGCAUCCGGGUGGUCGCAUCUCAGUUGAAUCCUCAGCCUGCCCCGCCUCUGCCCCGCACCGCCUCCUGCGCCCACUGCUCCGCCCACGACCACCACCUACGCACCGCCCAUGCCAUACCAGUUCUCCUACAACAUCAUGAACGGAAUCUCCUCGGUCUACUCCUCGAGGACGGAGGAGCAGCUGGAGGACGGCCCACUCGUCGGGAGCUACUCGUACCUGCGUCCCGAUGGCGUCUACAUGACCGUCAUGUACACGGCCGACGAGAACGGCUACCGCGCUGAAGUGAAGGAGAGCCUCGAGGCACCGCAGGACCUCCAGGCCGUCGAGGACAACCGCGCCAAGUACGAGGUGAGCCUACCCGGAGCCGAGACGUACCUGGUGGACGUGACCGACGACGAGCUCCGCGAGUACAUCCUCCAGGCGGCGGCUUUCGAGGCCUCGCAGGUCCAGGCGACGACCCUUCCACCCCAGUCGCAGUCCCUCUCGCAGACUCAGAGCCUAUCCCAGUCCCAGUUCUCCUCGCAGACCCAAACGCAGCCCCAGACGCAGGCCCAGGGCUCCACCUCCAGCACCGGCUCCACCUCGCAGACCUCCAGCUCGAGCACGAACCAGACGCCGCCGGUGAGGGGUGCUCCGUCCUCCGCGGGAUACAACUACCCCCAGCCUUCAAUUCCCUUCGGGUUCUCCCAACGCUAAUUCCCCUUCUUCCCCUGCCCCUUAAUCCCUCUUCUCCCACUGUCUCUCCUAAACAAAGUUCCUUCUCGUCACAGAGAGAGGUGAUGACCAACGGCAUCUUAUGAACCUCUUGUGUAUUUGUAUAUUUUUGAUCUCACGGUUUUGUAUUUCGUUAUGGAAUAAAAUAUCCAUUACGUGAAUAAACUUUCCAAU
Molecule: messenger RNA, 1123 nt
Organism: Penaeus vannamei (Pacific white shrimp)
Lineage: Eukaryota; Metazoa; Arthropoda; Malacostraca; Decapoda; Penaeidae
Product: transcription elongation regulator 1-like
Cellular component (GO): extracellular matrix
Source: RefSeq, a predicted model, not a curated record